Molecule: messenger RNA, 1578 nt
Organism: Haliotis rufescens (red abalone)
Lineage: Eukaryota; Metazoa; Mollusca; Gastropoda; Lepetellida; Haliotidae
Exons: 4
Coding region: 369-1442 (357 amino acids)
Source: RefSeq, a predicted model, not a curated record
GCACGCGCGCCACCAGCCUCCCCAUCCCUUAAAAAAAAAGAAAAGAAAGAAAAUUAGAAAAAAAAGUACGCAAGACAGACUACCACCGCACAACGUGGUCCCUUCGUCCCUGUGUAAUGUACUACUUCGCCACCGUCGCCCGACAGAUCGAUACAGGUGAUUGGUUGCUAUCGAUCUAUAGUGAUCCGAUCGGGAGAUAGACAGCAAGGGGAUCAAAUAACAGCGAACGCUGUCUUACCCAGCCAGCAGAUUACCCCGCGUUACUGUGUCGGGGCCGGCAUACCACGCAGAGUAUCUGUUUGCCGCGACAUCACGGGGACGACAGACAGUUGGGCGGCAAAGAUUGCAAAGGGAGAUAAUCACUACAGAUGGACCGGAAGCUAGACGACUCGCUUCAGAUACUCCCGUCAUGUACAAGCCCCAACCUGGUGAUAGGCGAGGACUCUGUUAACACGUGGUGCUGCCACCUAGCGGACGACGGAAGACUUGUGAACCAGAACUCACCUAAACUCGUGCAUGAUGGGAAAGACCACACGUUCUCAAAGCGUUCAGACGGCAGGGGAGACACAUAUACCUGGUCACGUGACAGAGAUAAACGCCCUUUAUCUUUCACCAACAAUACCCGAAGCACAUACAAUUUUCCCAGCAGUCCAGGGUUAUCUCCCUUCACCACCGGAAGUGAUUACAAGCGACUGGUCACGUCAUCAACGUAUCGAGGUCGACAGUCACCACUAGCCGAUGUCUUCCGGUACGAUGGAGGAAUAACCUCACAUGACUCCACAUCCGGGUAUGUUUCGCCGUUGAUGACGUCACGACAUCGUCCCCCACGACUCAAAAUCUACCCAGGAGCCCUUGCGUCGUCCAGUCUCCGCGGCCUUGGUCAGCGUUACUGGCAGGUGGAGGUGACGUGUGACCUCAAAGUUCACCUGUACGGCUUGCCAAUAUUCGAGGCGGGUGUCGCAUUAGCGGAGGCAGUCGACACGAGCGGUCUGGUAGUGGGGCCCGGUCAAACAUGGAUUCUCAGACUGACCACCUGCUACGACCACCCAGACCACGUGUGUGUCAGGGCUGUCAACGGUUGUCGCCCUUUGUGUCACUUUCCUGUGAAGGAGUGUAGAAAGAACGAGACAUUCACACUCAAAUAUGGCUUUCUUUUGAACUUUGACAGGAGGGAGCUUGUUGUGAUAGAUCUCGCCAAGAUGGAUGUGCUGCACGUGUUUGAGAACGUUGACACGUCACGUGACCUGUGGCCCGUGUUUGGCGUGUUCAGCAGACACCGGCAUCACGUGCAGCUCCGCCUGGUGUCGGGAAAACAACUGCGGCUUGACAGUGGUGUGUCGACCAUCAUAUCCAAGAUGGUGGACAGGCAGGCGCAUGCGCAUACAGGAAACUCUCCUUCCCCAGCCAGCUUUCGCGACUCCGUAUAUUCAAAAGCCACAUAACAACGGCAUAUAUGAGCUGUAUAGAUUUGUUUGUUUGUUGCUUAACCCCGCACUAUAUUCCGGCUGUAUGACGGCUGUCUGUAAAUAUUCGACCCGUGAAGAUCCGAGUCGAGAAUAGGCUUUAAGCAACCCAUGC